This is a messenger RNA of Pimephales promelas (fathead minnow), 1575 nucleotides long. It is a transcript of the gene napga, whose product is annotated as N-ethylmaleimide-sensitive factor attachment protein, gamma a. Gene Ontology annotation, cellular component: SNARE complex; vacuolar membrane. The record is from RefSeq and is a predicted model, not a curated record. Gene Ontology annotation, biological process: intracellular protein transport. NCBI's taxonomy places the organism in Eukaryota, Metazoa, Chordata, Actinopteri, Cypriniformes, Leuciscidae. Gene Ontology annotation, molecular function: syntaxin binding; soluble NSF attachment protein activity.
GGAAGUAAACGCCAUUAUCAUCAGGUGACAGCAACACACACAGGGUUUGAGCUGCAACAAACAGUCUUUUAUUUAUUUAUUAUUAUUAGUAGUAGUCAUUAAUGUGUAUAAAGCUUAUUUAAUACACCAUGGCGCAAAAAAUCAAUGAAGCUCACGAACACAUCGCCAAGGCUGAAAAAUAUUUAAAGACGAGCUUUAUGAAGUGGAAGCCCGAUUAUGACAGUGCUGCAUCAGAAUAUUCCAAAGCAGCUGUUGCCUUCAAAAAUGCCAAACAACUGGAACAGGCGAAAGAGGCUUAUUUACAGGAGGCCGAGGCUCACACCAACCACAGAUCGCUUUUUCACGCUGCCAAGGCUUAUGAGCAAGCAGGAAUGAUGCUGAAGGACAUGCAGAGAUUACCAGAAGCGAUCGAGUUCAUCGAGAAGGCCAGCAUGAUGUACGUGGAGAACGGCACUCCUGACACGGCUGCCAUGGCCCUGGACCGAGCGGGGAAGUUGAUCGAGCCUCUGGAUCUGGCCAAAGCCGUUCAUCUGUACCAGCAGGCGGCAGGAGUGUUCGAGAACGAGGAGCGACUGAGACAGGCUGUGGAGCUCAUCGGCAAAGCAUCACGACUUCUGGUUCGACAACACAAGUUUGACGAAGCUGCCGUGUCGCUGCAGAAGGAGAAGAACAUGUAUAAAGAAAUAGAAAAUUAUCCAACCUGUUUUAAGAAAACCAUCGCCCAGGUGCUGGUGCACCUCCACCGCGCGGACUAUGUGGCGGCGGACCGCUGUGUGCGCGAGAGCUACAGUAUCCCAGGGUUCAGCGGGAGCGAGGACUGCAUCGCCAUGGAGCAACUCCUGCAGGGUUACGACGAGCAAGAUGAAGAUCAGGUGACCCGCGUGUGUACCUCACCCCUGCUGCGCUACAUGGACAACGACUACGCCAAGCUGGCCCUCAGCCUGCAGGUGCCCGGAGGAGGGAAGAAGAAGAAGCCCGCCGCUAGCGCUAGCGGAGACGCUGGAGCCGCGCAGCCGGAGGAGGACGAGGACGAGUACGCUGGAGGACUGUGUUAAACACACACUUCUGCUGCCGAGAACGCAUGCGUGACCACGAUCUGAUUAUAUUCCUGUACUGGAGAUCUGUGUUAGGCCUCUCAACAACUCCUCAAGCAUGUGUGUUUAUUCAGGUUUGUUAAAAUGAACGUUAGCGUUGGGUUUGCCUUGAACGCAAGUUUCGGGAGAUUAAAGGCAAACCUGAGAGAACAGCCUUUACUGUAAAGGGAGAGAAUCUGAUGUUCAGAACUGUGCUGGACUGCAAUUAUACUCUAUCAUAUGAAUAUUGAAUAACAGUGCCUGCCUUACUACAAAACAUGAACUCAAUGAACCCAUUAUACGAGACGUCACCAGAACAUGAAGCCGGAUGCAUGAAAUGCCUUAAGAUAAUCUGAACACAUCUUAGUUUUGUUUUAGUCGAUGUGCUUUGAAAUUGCGGGGAACAAUUUCUGUUAUUAAUGAGGACCUAAAUUAUUGUUUACUGUGAUUGCAUGGUGUCAGAAUACCAAUGAAUAAAUAAAAAUGAUUCUGUUUUUGCAUA